Molecule: messenger RNA, 253 nt
Organism: Salvia hispanica
Lineage: Eukaryota; Viridiplantae; Streptophyta; Magnoliopsida; Lamiales; Lamiaceae
Source: RefSeq, a predicted model, not a curated record
AUGUGUAUUAAGAUAGGUUGUGGUUUUCAUCAUAUCAAGAAAAUGGGGAAGAGAUUUGGGAAGUGGAGAAGAAUGGUGAGAGAGAUGAGAGCCAAAUUCUACAUCAUUAGAGUUUGUGUUACUAUGCUUCUUUGUUGGGACAAGUAUUCUUAGUUAAUGUAACUACUCAUUUUUGUUGUUUUAUAAGUUAAAUACAGUUUGAUCGAUGUAUCUUAUUCUCCACUUAGAGAGCAUGUGCGACGGUUGUGCCAAA